AUUUCCACAGGGUUCCCAAAGAUAUUGUGUGCUCUCAGAAACCAUUUCUAAUGAAUUGUAAUUUUCAUUAGAUGACGCAACAGCGGAAUAUCAUGUUUUAGUGCUGUUAUGCACCUAAGAUUAUAACUUAGUGUGUUUUUGAUUGACUAUUUAAGGUCAUUAAUGAUUAUUCUAUUAAAAUUAUUCUCAUAAUAAAGGAAAAUAAUGCAUUUGAACAUAAGUAUGCGCCUGAACUUAAAAAAUAAACAAUGACAAAUUUCAAUUAACACCAGAUAAAAUACGGUGAAUAAUUAUUGACUGCAUGUACUCCUGCAUUUCCCACUGCACUUGCCAGUCCCCUGUACAUCAUAUCCAUAAAAGAGGAUUACGCAUGUAUUUUUUGUCUUGGUCUAAUUAUCGUAACCUUUUAUUUUGAAAAGUAUCACUAUCAUAAUUAUUUCCAUUAUCUCCAGUUUUAUUUAACGUAGUCCAUUAAAAUGUCCCUGUUGUUAAUUUUCGGGACAGUGCAGCAGAAUCAUUCAUCUUCUAAAAUAACAAACUUGAAUACCGUAUAGAAAUGAUAUUUAUGUCAUAAUCUAUAGAAGGAGGUCGCUGCCGGCCGCAGAGCUGCAUCCUGUAUCACAUGUUAAUGAAGGUAAUGGUGGAGCUCCAGUGACAGCUGGUUGCUGAAGACCAAUCACAGCGCUCGGAGACGGAAGGCAGUGUCUGAAGCUCUGCGGGCAGAACCGUGUCAGCUCCUCCAGUGAUGUAAAGAAGGAUCCCUUUCGCUUUUAUUCAAUUUUUUUUUGUACUCCCGCUCAGCUGUGAACAUGCGCCGACGACGUUUUUCCGCGAACAAUGCCUUGGACUUAUGUGUGGAUUUGCUCCGAGUUUUCCUCGCCGUCCGACAGAACUCAUGAAAGCCUCUUCCGAGCGACGGGUUGAUGGACUCGCGUAUAUUAGCUAAUGAUGUCUAUGGGUUUCAUGCCUGACAGUCUGAACGCCUCAGAUCCCUCCAAAUCGGCCUUUCUGGAGUUUGGCCACGGACACCCGGCGCACCAGCAGCACUCCUCCGGACUCUCUCACAUUUACCCCGUCCAUGGCCUGCACGCCGCUGGCCGUCCCCAGCACGAAACCCCUUUCCCUAGCAGCUCGUCCUACAGCCGCUCUUUGGGCUACGCCUACCCCGGCGCGGUGAACACUCAUCCCCCGUCUGCUUACAUGCCCUACCAGCACAGCAAUCACAGCAGCAGCAGCAGCAGCAGUCUGGCCAACAGCAGAUUAGAGCAGACAGAUCGCGAGAAGUCCACGCUGAUUGAGGAUAGAGACAUUCGCUUGAACGGCAAGGGGAAGAAGAUCCGGAAGCCCCGGACCAUCUACUCCAGCCUGCAGCUGCAGGCGCUGCACCAGCGCUUCCAGCAGACCCAGUACCUGGCCUUACCGGAGCGCGCGGACCUGGCGGCCAAACUGGGCCUCACCCAGACUCAGGUGAAAAUAUGGUUUCAGAAUAAGCGCUCCAAGUACAAAAAGAUCAUGAAGCAUGGCAGCGGAUCAGAGGGGGAACAUCUCCACAGCACCAGCUCCAUCUCCCCCUGCUCGCCCGGGUUGCCCCAGCUUUGGGAGGUCUCCAUGGCGAACAAAGGCGCCUCGAUGCACCCAAACAAUUACAUGAACAGUUUUGGUCACUGGUAUCCAAACCACCACCCUCACCAGGACUCGAUGCCCAGGCCUCAGAUGAUGUGAGCAUAUUGUUUUUUGGCGCAGCGCAUCAGGCCACGGUGCACGACCUGUAAGAGAGUUACGCGCACGGAACUCGCUGGCUGCUCCCAAGACCCCCUCUCACAAACGAACUGUGUUUCCACGUGCGUUUGAUAGAAAUCGUCGUUCAUAUCCACUGUAUUUCCUGUGUGUUUGGAAUUAUGAUUUCACUGCAAAAUUCUACUAGGCAUUAAAUGCUUUUGUUGUUGUUGUUAUAAUGUCGCUGCAACUUCGACUCCACGACCUCAUCUCUCUGAAAUGUGGAUUUCAUGUUUGCAGUUUACCAAGAGACUGGUUAAAGAAAACUUUUCAAAGAUAUCUCGUGUGCACGGGUCUGCUUUGUUGACAGUUUGCGAGGAGUUAACGGCUGCACGGUCCGACAUACGCAAUGAGCGUUAUGCAAAAAAAUAGGUGUGGUGGUGACGUUAUGAUACAUUAUUUUUGUUUGGCUCACACUUUCACAUAGUUGCAUAGGCAAACAGGUGAGUGUAGGAUUUCAUUCAUGAAAGUGGGAUUAAUGAUGACAAUCGGACGCAACAGGUUAGUGUACAUAGUUUGACAACAGCAUGGGUAUAUCAGAUAUGUGUUGUUUAUCAACACGUCUCUGCAGCGACUGACGAUAAGUAUUUUUCAACCAAAACAUCUGGGGACUGAUUCCAUAUAAAAAAAAUGCUUUAUAUUUCACUUUUAGUCUUUAUUUUCAUGUUUUAGAAUACUCACUUUAAAAUUAAAGCCAUCAUACAGGCCCUAACUGAGAGAUCCCGAAGCAAAGGGGAUGCAGGUAACUUUACGCAUAGUGGCUGUGAGCAGUCCAACUUUAACGCACAGGACAAAUGUGUAAUAUGUGGUCACAUGUCUUUCAAACUAUCUCUGAAUUUAGAAUUUCAGAAUUACAACAACAAAGAAUUGCAAAAUUAAAAUGUCAAGGCUACGGGUUUCUGCUGUGGCGGUAACAAGAGAGGACUUAUUUUAAAGAACCAAGGAGAGGAGAAAGGACACACGACCAGGCAUUUUCAUCAAAAUCUCGUGACGGCACAAAAUGACAAACGGCUGCGCCAGCCCUCAAAUGAUCCGCGCCUGAUUCAUAGUCGUUUGCACUGAUUAGCACAUUUUGGCGCGUUGCGUGUUCAAACACAGAAAGUUGCUUAUUUACAUCUUUGCAAACACUUCACUGCAGUCUGAGCCGUCGCUCGUGAUUAAAUGCAGGGCUAAGCGCUUAUUAAUGAAGAUGAAUAUAGUGCGUUCAGGAAUCAUCCUGUGGCUUCUUUUUAUCUUUUCCCUUCAUCACCCUGCUGCCUUGACGGUCUAGUUAACAUUAAAGGCCUGAUGUCAUACUUAGGGAUUAGAAACAAUAACUAACAUGCAGUCUUACAUCUAUUUAAAUACAGUAUGUUUCUAUAACAGGUUGUAGCUCUUCAUGUGUGAUGCCAUUUUGAAGGGGCCAUUUUUUUAAAGGAUCUAAUGUGUUUCAACAGAGGAAUGUUCGCAUAAAGCAUCCACACAAAAAACAAUCAAUAUCAAUAAAUUUUUCUCAGCGA
Molecule: messenger RNA, 3275 nt
Organism: Scophthalmus maximus (turbot)
Lineage: Eukaryota; Metazoa; Chordata; Actinopteri; Pleuronectiformes; Scophthalmidae
Gene: dlx4b
Product: distal-less homeobox 4b
Exons: 3
Coding region: 946-1722 (258 amino acids)
Biological process (GO): embryo development; cell differentiation; negative regulation of transcription by RNA polymerase II
Molecular function (GO): DNA-binding transcription factor activity, RNA polymerase II-specific; RNA polymerase II cis-regulatory region sequence-specific DNA binding
Source: RefSeq, a predicted model, not a curated record